Messenger RNA from Knipowitschia caucasica, 483 nucleotides. The record is from the annotation of a GenBank genome assembly. NCBI's taxonomy places the organism in Eukaryota, Metazoa, Chordata, Actinopteri, Gobiiformes, Gobiidae.
AUGCUGCUGCUGCUGCUGCUGCUGCUGCGGCUGCUGCUGCUACUGCUGCUGCUGCUGCUGCUGCUGCUACUGCUGCUGCUGCUGCUGCUGCUGCUGCUGCUACUGCUGCUGCUGCUACUGCUGCUGCUGCUGCUGCUGCUGCUGCUGCUGCUGCUGCUGCUGCUGCUGCUGCUACUGCUGCUGCUGCUGCUGCUGCUGCUGCUGCUGCUGCUGCUGCUGCUACUGCUGCUGCUGCUGCUGCUGCUGCUACUGCUGCUGCUGCUGCUGCUGCUACUGCUGCUGCUGCGGCUGCUGCUGCUGCUGCUGCUGCUGCUGCUGCUGCUGCUGCGGCGGCUGCUGCUGCUGCUGCUGCUGCUACUGCUGCUGCUGCUGCUGCUGCUACUGCUGCUGCUGCUGCUGCUGCUGCUGCUGCUGCUGCUGCUGCUGCUGCGGCGACUGCUGCUGCUACUGCUGCUGCUGCUGCUGCUGCUGCUAAAAGCCUGA